UUUCAAAUCACGUUUUUUUUCCAUUACAAUCAUCAUGGACUUGCUGCCACUUUUCAAUGUUAUCAUUCAUCAUUUUAUGCAAUCUCAUGUUAGUAAUAUUGUGGUUUUUAAUUGUUGGAAAAUAAAUGCUCAAUUGACAUUUUUGCAAAAUGCAAAUAAUCAACUUCUACGCACUCAAAUGGUUGACAUAAGUAAAGAAGUCGAAUUUCCUGGCGGAUAUUUAAAUGGGAGGUUAACUAGUUUGGGUGUUGUUUUGGAUUUUAAUUGCAAUAUGUCUGGAUAUAUUUUAAAUGAGGCAAGUCAAAAACAGCUUUACUUGGGGAAAUACAAUUGGCUUAUAUUUGACAUGGAAUCGAAAUAUUCAGAACUCAAAAUGCAAUUUGAAAAUGCAAUGAUGGCCAUGGAUGCGCAAAUAACCUAUUCUGCAAUAAAUAAAGCCAAUUUAAAUUCUUCAAAAUUAUCAUUUUUAAACUAUGAUGUAUUUAAUAAUGGAAAAUUUUUGGGAGGCAAAUUAAAUAUAACUUUAAACAAAGAAAUAACAUGUGAUAAGGAUUCCUGCACAACGAGCUACCUUUCAGGUCUUGAAUUGCGUCCGAAAGCUGGGAAUCGCUGUAAUUUGAAUGAUACAACUUUUCGUAUUUCUACUGUGACAGCUGAACUUCCCCUCAACUCAUCUACAGAAGCCAUACUGUACUAUUUGCUUACUGACAACAGUACACACAAGGAACCUCUUUCACGCUAUAGCUAUAAAAUUGUCUUCAUUCUUCAGCAAAUGAUGCACUAUAAAGUUCACUACAUCCAUCGCUAUAAAUGGAGUGACAACGAAACUGCUGGUGGUUCCUUCGGAGACAUACCAACUGGUAACGCAGAACUCUCGGGUUGUGGCUAUGUUCCAACUGAGCCUCGUUUAAAAAUAGUCAGUGUUGUUAGCCCGAUGGGUGAUUUCAAAUCGAUUUUCAUAUUUCGGACUCCUCAAAAUCAAGGACUCUAUGGUGGUGUUUUCCUGAGUCCAUUCAGUACCGCCGUGUGGAUUGCAUUCGCCGCUGUCAUUUUAGGCUUUGCUGUUCUACUCUGGGCAAUCUUUGCCAUUGAAUUUCGGAUCAAAAAAUAUGUCGAAUUUAUACCAUCUUUAUUGUUGACAUUUUUAAUUUCAUUUGGAUUGGCUUGCUUCCAGGGAGCUGCUUUGAUUCCUUGCACAGCUGGAGGACGGAUUGCUUUCUUCUCACUGUCAGUGGUAACUUUUAUUAUGUAUAAUUAUUAUACUUCGAUAGUAGUUUCGUCAUUGGUUGGAGCUCCAAUAAAGUCAAAUAUUAAAACCUUGGGCCAGUUGGCGGAUAGUAACUUGGAAAUUGGGUUCGAUCCGAUUAUUCAUACGAAAGUAUUUCUUAAUAUCUCAACCAAUCCAGGAGUGAAGAAACUUGUUCAGAAAAAAGUCGCUGGCAGAUGGGCUCCUAAUUCUGGACUCUGGCAACACGCUAAAGAUGGUAUUUUUAAAGUUCGAGAUGGUGGUUAUGCAUAUCACUCAGAAGCAUCAACAUCUUAUUACAUGGUCGAGAAAUAUUACGAACAACAUGAGUUAUGUGAUUUAAAUGAAGUUAAAUUAAGAACAGAAAGCACUUUAAAUAUUAUGAUGGCCAAAAAUUCAUCGUACAAGGAACUUGUUCGAUUAAGUAUGAUGCGAAUGCGAGAAGCAGGAGUCUUAUCAAAACAUCGUCGUCAUUGGAUGAAAACUAAAUUAAACUGUUUUUCAAAUAAUAUUUUGAUAAAUGUAGGCUUAGAAUACACUGGGCCAUUGUUUGCAUUUUUAGGAUUAACUUAUAUUGUGACAGUGAUUAUUCUUCUUUUCGAAGUUGGUUAUCAUAAAUAUGCUGAUAAUAAUAUCAAAAAGGUCAAAAACUGAUUCAAUUUUAAUUAAAGUUAUAUUUGCACUUUGUACUCAGAAUUAUUACUAUAUGUAUGCAUAAGUAAUACUUUUAUACAAAUGUUUUAAAAAUUACUGU
Messenger RNA from Eupeodes corollae, 2000 nucleotides. Its product is annotated as ionotropic receptor 75a-like. The coding region runs from base 35 to 1900 and encodes 621 amino acids. The record is from RefSeq and is a predicted model, not a curated record. The transcript is spliced from 8 exons. Lineage: Eukaryota; Metazoa; Arthropoda; Insecta; Diptera; Syrphidae.